AAACAAAUCCCAAGAAUAAAGUCACCUAAUAUAAGAAGGAUUUUUACCAAGCAAAAGAAAAGCAGAAAUAUAGUGAGAACAAAAAAGAGUAAAAACACAAAGGAAAAAAAAAAUGUCAGGAGUUACUCAAGAAGAUGACAAGAAGCCUGCUGAUCACAUUAACCUCAAAGUCAAGAGCCAGGAUGGAAAUGAGGUGUUUUUCAGGAUCAAGAGAAGCACACAGCUGAAGAAGCUCAUGAAUGCGUACUGUGAUAGGCAAUCCAUUGAUCUCAACGCUAUUGCAUUCCUGUUUGAUGGUCGUCGCCUCAGGCCUGACCAGACCCCUGAUGAGCUGGAGAUGGAUGAAGGUGAUGAAAUCGAUGCUAUGCUGCAUCAAACCGGUGGAUCUUUGGCUUAGCGUUAUAUUGGAUGGCUUUGGGGCAUCGUAAAUUAGAUUAUCUUCGGUAAUAUAUUGGCCGAACUAUUUAGAAUCUAUUUAUUGCUUGUACUUCAGGUGGAGUCUAGUAAUUAGUUGCUUAUGGAUGGUCACAAACUUUGGAGGAUCUUUACUGCUAGUUGAUUAUCCUUAUAUCAAGUCCUGGUUUUUUUAUGCAAGGGAAGAGAUUUUCUCGUUCGA
This is a messenger RNA of Capsicum annuum, 616 nucleotides long. RefSeq names its product small ubiquitin-related modifier 1. Bases 113 to 397 code for a protein of 94 amino acids. The transcript has 3 exons. NCBI's taxonomy places the organism in Eukaryota, Viridiplantae, Streptophyta, Magnoliopsida, Solanales, Solanaceae. Gene Ontology annotation, cellular component: nucleus. The record is from RefSeq and is a predicted model, not a curated record. Gene Ontology annotation, molecular function: ubiquitin-like protein ligase binding; protein tag activity. Gene Ontology annotation, biological process: protein sumoylation.